AUGAUAUUAUUUAAUAUAAUAACGUUGUUGGUAAUUUCAUGUUAUGGCCAUGAAGAAAAUUCUGAUUAUGUGUUGUCGAGAAAAAAGCGUUUUCUAAUAUUUCCCGAAGGCAGUUCGUUCCAAUUGGUAUUCUGUACAACGUACCCUGCAUUAACAACGAUUGGGGAUAUUUUCCUUUGGGGUAACACAGCUGCAUUAGCUUUUGAGUUGCCACAAGAUCCAUACUCACCCUUCCAUCAUAAGGCAGACCCGCAACACAGAAGAAUAGACAGUAAACAUAUUUAUUAUGUUGAUGAAAACGGAAAAAUAUUAUAUAAACAACCAUAUCAAAGAAAACUUUUGGUCAAUCCAGCAUUCGCUAAACGUAGUGUCCUAAAUGUAGAUAGAAAGAAGAUGCAUUUAUUUCAAACAAGGCCUGGGUUUAAUGAUUUGGAUCAUAAUCAAAUUGACUUCCAUCGCAGUAGCCGAACGCAGUUAUAUGAGAAGUUAGAAGUUAUGAUGCAAGGGUUGGGCGGUAAUGGGCGGGCGUGUCUGCUGAAAACACUGUGUAUGUACCGCGAGUCUGCCCAUGAACCUCAGGGAGGAUUUAUACAUGAGAUAUUGAGAUCUGUUUAUACAUUACCGAAGAGUCGAUCAGAAGAUGAUUUCUAUCAAGAAUAUGACGAAGCCUCUUCGGAAAAAUGCGAUGAAUUAUAUCCGGAAUGCACAUUCGUUGAUUCAAUUAAAUAA
Pieris macdunnoughi is the source of this 729-nucleotide messenger RNA. NCBI's taxonomy places the organism in Eukaryota, Metazoa, Arthropoda, Insecta, Lepidoptera, Pieridae. The record is from the annotation of a GenBank genome assembly.